This is a messenger RNA of Rhineura floridana, 3860 nucleotides long. RefSeq names its product actin binding LIM protein family member 3 (gene ABLIM3). Lineage: Eukaryota; Metazoa; Chordata; Lepidosauria; Squamata; Rhineuridae. Gene Ontology annotation, biological process: cytoskeleton organization; lamellipodium assembly; cilium assembly. Gene Ontology annotation, molecular function: actin filament binding. The record is from RefSeq and is a predicted model, not a curated record. Gene Ontology annotation, cellular component: actin cytoskeleton; stress fiber.
AUGGCAACCCUGCACGCGCAGUGCGUGGAGCUGCAAAAAGCAGCAGAGAAAGUUCCUUUUCAACAAAACCCAUACAACCCUGGGGCGACCCAGUGCUAUCGCUGUGGAGAUACCUGUAAAGGGGAGGUGGUGCGUGUCCAAAGCAAUCACUUCCACAUCAGAUGCUUCACCUGCCAAGUGUGUGGCUGCGACCUAGCUCAGUCUGGCUUCUUCUUUAAAAAUGGGGAAUACAUCUGCACCCAUGACUACCAGCAGCUCUAUGGCACCCGCUGUGACAGCUGCCAAGACUUCAUCACUGGAGAGGUGAUCUCAGCUUUGGGCCGGACUUACCACCCCAAGUGCUUUGUGUGCAGCAUGUGCAGGAAGCCAUUCCCCAUUGGAGACAAAGUUACAUUCAGUGGCAAGGACUGUGUUUGCCAAACCUGUUCCCAUUCACUGAUCAGCAACAAACCCAUCAAGAUUCAUGGACCAAGCCAAUGUGCAGGUUGCAAGGAGGAGAUCAAGCAAGGUCAGUCACUCCUGGCCUUGGAGAAACAGUGGCAUGUCAGCUGCUUCAAGUGCCAAACCUGUGGAAUCAUCCUGACUGGAGAAUACAUUAGCAAGGAUGGCAUUCCAUACUGUGAAUCUGACUAUCAUGCCCAAUUUGGCAUUAAAUGUGAGACCUGCAACCGGUACAUCAGCGGCAGAGUCCUGGAGGCUGGAGGGAAGCAUUAUCACCCCACUUGUGCCAGAUGUGUGCGUUGUCACCAGAUGUUCACAGAAGGGGAAGAGAUGUACCUCACAGGUUCAGAAGUUUGGCAUCCCAUCUGCAAACAAGCCGCAAGAGCAGAAAAGAAGUUAAAACACAGAAGAACGUCAGAAACAUCCAUCUCCCCACCUGGUUCAAGCAUUGGCUCCCCCAACCGAGUCAUCUGUGCUAAAGUGGAUAAUGAGAUCCUUAAUUACAAAGACCUGGCUGCUCUUCCCAAGAUUAAAGCCAUCUAUGAGGUGCAGCGCCCUGACCUCAUUUCCUAUGAGCCCUAUCACAGAUAUACGUCGGACGAGACGCUGGAGAGAUAUAGCUAUGGGGAGUCUCUUGGAACACUCUCUCCGUAUUCUCAGGAUAUUUAUGAAAGCAUGGACAUCAGGCAGAGGCGAGCCUCCAGCCCAGGCUACAUUGAUUCUCCCACCUACAGCCGCCAAGGCUUGUCCCCCACCAUUCCACGUUCUCCACACCACUAUUAUCGCUCAGAAAACCAAUCUGCAGCCAUGAAAAGCAAAACCAGCGAGGAUAUCGCCCAGACUUCCAAGUAUAGCCCAGCCUACUCUCCAGAUCCGUAUUACCACUCAGAGACUGAAUACUGGACAUUUCAAGGGUCACCGAAAGCACCACGAGUGCGGAGGUUCUCAUCAGGAGGAGAAGAAGAUGGGUUUGAUCGAGGGAUGCACAAAAUCCAGACUGGUAUUGGCAGACUGAUACUGAAGGAAGAAAUGAAGGCACGAUCCCAUUCCUAUGCUGACCCCUGGACGCCACCCCGCAGCUCAGCGGGCAGUAGAGAGGCUCUUCACACAGCUGGCUAUGAAAGCUCCUUAAAUGGCUCACCCCGGAUGCAUUACCUGGCUGACAGCGAUCCCCUCAUUUCAAAAUCUGCUUCUCUUCCUGCUUACAGAAGGAACGGGCUGCACAGGCCUCCCAGUGCUGAACUCUUCCACUAUGACAGCACAAAUGCGGUCAACUGGGGAAUGCGAGAAUACAAGAUAUACCCUUAUGAGCUGCUUCUGGUGACAACAAGGGGGAGAAACCGAUUGCCCAAAGAUGUAGACAGGACUAGGCUAGAGCGCCACCUGUCACCAGAGGAGUUUUACCAGGUGUUUGGCAUGACCAUUGCUGAGUUUGAUCGCCUAGCCUUGUGGAAGAGGAAUGAGCUGAAGAAGCAGGCACGGCUAUUUUAAAAGCAGCACAUUAUAAAUACAUACAUAUAUAUAUGUAUAUACAUACCUAUAAAUAUAUACAUAUAUAUAAUUAUAUUAUAUAUAUCUAUAUAUAGAAAGAUCUCUAUAUUGGAACUCUGUAUAACUCUUUUUGUUGUACAGUAGGAGCCAUGGUUGCUCUCUUUGGAAGCCUGUAGAGUGAACUGAAGUCUCACAGAUAUUUUUAUGCUCUCUUGUUUCUUUUAUUCCUUUUUUAAAAAAUGUAGCUGUUAUUUGGGGAAAGUUUUUCAAGGGGCAGGGAGGAGGUGGGAUCCUGUUUUUAUAUUUUUUCUCGUGUGAAUGUCAGGCAGUCUUGGGUGUUGUCCCUGAGUCUCUUGAAUCCAAGUCCAGCCCAAGGAAGGUGGUGGUACUACAGCACAUGCUUUGCAAGGAGCUAAUUUCAUCUCUUGUUCUCUUGUGCCCGACACUUGGUUUAAGAACAUCAGGAGUGCCCUGAUGGAUCAAACUGAGGGUUUAACCCAAGAGUGGGGAAACUAUGGCCCUCCAGAUGUAGUAGACUAUAACUCCCAUCAUCCCUGACCACUGUUCACUCUGGCUUGGGCUGAUGGCAAUUGGAGUCCGCAGAUUCUCCACCUCAUCCAGCUUCAUGUUUCCAACAGCGGCUGGCCAAAUGCCUUGUUUCUUUGAUGUUAGAUUCCCAUUAUUCUGCCUUAGCCAUGUUCAGGGCUAUCUGCAUACUGCACUGCUGUCCCCCCCUUUUUUUCUUCUUCUUUAAAUCAAAAUUCUGCACCAGGAAGAAAUUUGAAUUCUGUGAUUCGCAUGCAUUAUAUAAAUUAAACAUGUUUGCAUUUAAGAACACAAGAAUAGCCAAAGCCAGUCUAGGCCAUCAUUCUGUUUCCUACAGAAGAGAGCUAUCCAGGUGCCCUUGGAAGUUAACAGACUGGGCAAGAAGGUAAUUGCCACCCGCUGUGGUUUGUUCCCAGUAUCUACUAAUCAGGCACACUGCCACUGUACAUGGAGGUUCCAUUUAACUACCAUUUGUAGUAGCCAUUGAUAGUAGCUAUCCACCAUGUACUAUAUUAACUUGCUGAACUUCUCCUAGUCAUGGUGGUAUGUAGCUUGCCCCCUCCCUCACAGAGAGACCUACUGGAAGUAGUGGACUGGAACACUCUGGCUUCAGAGAUUCUACCAGCCUCUUGCUUUUAUAAAAUAUGAAAGCUGGGAUUGUCUGGGUGCUGAAUUUUGUGCUUACCACACAAACAAAUCCCGCAUGUCUUCUGCAUUUGCACAGGUUUGUGAUCACAACCCUGGCUAUGUUCCAGGAGCAUCGGUGAAUCUCUCUUUUUUUUUAAUGGCCUCCCUUUCCAUUCCUCCAGCUUCACCCUCUCAGCCAAUUAGUGGGAGGCAUAGCAAGCAAUUAAACCAGAAAGCACUAUCUGGAGAAAACCUUAAUCUUACAAAUCCCAAGAUCAAUACUAUUUUUUUUCUUGCUGGGAAUAGCCAGCACCACUAUCCUAUUUCCAAAGGAAACUGACAUAAUUCUCUCUUGACUAUGUCCUUUGAAUAAACUCUGGCUUUUAAAAAAAAAUGUUACAAAGAUGUGAAAUUAUAUCCAGACAGGUGUGAUAAUUGGAGGCAUUGCAUCCGAACCUUGAGAAUCCUGAGACUUAUAUCUGUUCUCAAGAAGCAGUGUAUGUACCAUAUGAAUCAUACCCCAACAUUUCAAAUGGGCAUAGGAAGUGCUGGUUUAUGAGGAAAAGGAGGUCAGCUUGCAGCGGCCUUAACACUUACUGGAAUAUCAUUUUCAUCUUGUUUAAAUUGGAUUUGUCUGGCCAUUUGCAAUGCCUCUGAUCCCAGAUGAAAUCAAUAUGAUCACCUUCUGAAUGAAGAAAUGUACAUGGAAUGUAUUUGUGGAAAAUUGUAGACUUGUUCUGCUUUCUUUUUAAAAA